Messenger RNA from Microplitis mediator, 3829 nucleotides. RefSeq names its product tripartite motif-containing protein 2-like. The transcript is spliced from 9 exons. Gene Ontology annotation, molecular function: zinc ion binding; ubiquitin protein ligase activity; protein binding. Gene Ontology annotation, biological process: protein polyubiquitination; proteasome-mediated ubiquitin-dependent protein catabolic process. The record is from RefSeq and is a predicted model, not a curated record. NCBI's taxonomy places the organism in Eukaryota, Metazoa, Arthropoda, Insecta, Hymenoptera, Braconidae. Bases 971 to 3067 code for a protein of 698 amino acids.
AAUAGGAAUGUUUACUAGCAACGAUAAAUUUAAGAUUCAGAUGCUGUUCACCCCGAUGUUUACCUCACAAAUAUCAAGAUACACAUACACAGACACAGAUACAGACAUAGACCAGUACAACUACAAUAUGAAAAAUAAAAGUACAAGCAGGUUUAAACGCGGCAACGUGCGUUACUCUUUCGCUGUCUCUGUCUAACUUUAAUCACUUGUCCUGAUAUCCUCCCCCGCAACUUGUCUCUUUUCUCUCUUUUCUCUCUUUCUCCAACUUCUCUCUCUCUCUCUCGAUUCUACACUCUACCCACUCUACACUCUCCAACCUCUCCAACAACACCAGAGUUUAGUUUAUCUUUCUCUUUCUCUUGAUAAUUCUCUUAUAGUUUUUGUCCUCGUCGCGGACAACGAACAGCAAACCAAUGGCAGCACGUCGUUACAUUAGCACAUCUACAAACUACAAAGAGCAUCUGAGAAACGUGCGCAGCUGUGAAACGUGAGCUCAAGCUGCUCUCUGCUGCUCUCUGUGCCUCUGUGUCUGUGCUGUGGUCUUGGAUCGUCGAGUCUUGUUCGUCUUUCUUGUCUUGCUUUUCUGUUUCUGACUUGUGACUACUCCGAAACUGUCUGAAACUCUGAAUCUGAACUGAUCUGAACAUCUGAACUCACUCGUUUCUCUCUUCUGUCGUCGUCAUUUAAUUUUUAUUCUACAAUUAAUUAUUCACAAAAGUUUAUAAUAAUAAAAAUAAUGGGUUUGAUUAUUUCAAGUGGAGUGAUGUCUGAAUAUCGUGAUAAAGAUUUAUCGGUUUUAUUGUUUUGUCAUUCAGGAUAAUGCUUUGUGAAUGUCCUUUGUGGAUAAGUUUAAUUUAAAAAUCCAUUAUUUUUUUUUCCGCAUAUUUUAAAUAUUUCGUUAUUUCAUUGUUGUCAUUAUCAAGUUGUGAUAAAUUUUUUUAUUAUCUAGUGCGUUAGAAUAAUAAUCACAAUGGAAGCACUUCGACUAGCAAUUCAAACUAGGUUGGGGGAGAGAAUGGUCAGCAUGAGUUCGAUGCUCGUGGAAACUGUGAGCAUCAACUACGAGGACUUUAACGAAAGUUUUUUGACCUGUGGAACUUGCCUGUGUGUUUACGACGGUAGCGAGCACACGCCAAAACUUUUGCCAUGUUCUCACACGGUAUGUUUGCACUGCCUGACAAGGAUCGCGGCUUCACAGACACGAGAAGCCGGUCAUUUCCGGUGUCCUAUUUGCCGGGAACUUAUAACUAUUCCUCGUGGCGGCGUACCAGCACUGCCACCCAGCUUCCUCGUGAACCAGCUUCUGGACUUGAUGUCACGCCAGCGACGUGAGGUUAUUCCUAAAUGUUCAGUUCACAUAAAUCAGGAAUUGUUGUUUUGCGAAACUUGUGAUACGGUAUUUUGUACUGUCUGCACUGGUGGUAAUCAUGCUGACACAUCACCAGGUUGUACUGAGCAUACUAUUAUACCAUUUAGCAUCGCUAUUAAAAGAAUGUCGGAAAUAUUACUUUAUAAAGCCAACGAGUGUAUUUCAAAGCUAACACAUGCUCAAGAAUCAGUUAGCACUGAAUUACGGCGUUUGGAAACUGCUAUGGAGAGAUGUAUAAAUGUUGUAGAUGCUGAAUUUACAGAAAUAAUAGCUAAAGUUGAACGAAGACGGGACGAGCUCCAAGAAGCUGUUGCUGCAGCGGCUAGAGACAAAAAACGUGUACUUGAAGAACAACUCGCGCUUAUUGAAGCGGAAAAAAAUAAAGUUCAACAAGAGUGUGAAGGUUUGCAGUAUCAAGUGGAAGUAAGAAAUAUAACACAGAGAAUAGGAAGCCUUACUGAUCAAUUGGACGCAGCAGUGGCACUCAGUGAGCCGCGCGAAAAUGCAUUUAUUACAGCGGAAUUUAAUCACAAUAGCGCAAUUGAGGAAUUGGAAAAAGCUUUGGACACACUUGGGCGAGUGCGUUCUAGCACAACAUUACCUGGACUGUGCAGAGCUAGUUUAAAAGAUGAAGCCAUAGCUAAAUUGGAAACAACUGUGAUAGUAGAGACUGUUGAUUACCACGGACAUCCCCGUAAUGUCGGUGGUGAUCCUAUAAGUGUUGAGUUGACGCUAGCAGACACACCUGAUAAUCAAAUCAUUGAAACACAAGUUCAAGACCUGGACAAUGGAACCUACGAAGUGCGAUUCAGACCACCUUGUGAAUCGCGUUAUGCCUUGAAGCUAUCGGUUUUUGAGAGACCUAUCAAAGACUAUCCAAUGUUUUUUGAUGCCACUGGUCACAAUGAACCAGUUAAGGUUUAUGGGCGCAAAGGACAUGGAAAAGAUGAAUUUCUUCAACCUGUAGCUGUUGCUGUUGACGAUGAUGGAUUUAUUUAUAUUGUUGACUCGGGAAAUUCACGUAUUAAGGUACUGGACAGUAAUUUAGAGUUUCAAAGACACGUCACCAACGAAGGCUUGGAGGGACGGAGUUGCACUGGAAUAGCUAUUUCAGAGCAAGGAUUAGUUGUCGUAAAUUGGAGAACGCGUACAAUUACAGAAAUGAGCACACUGGGCGACACUAUUCGCUCGUUCACACACAAUGCGUUCCAGGAGCCGAUUGAUGUGGCGGUAGAUCGGAGUUAUGGGCAUAUACUUGUCGCUGACAAUGGGCAGAGCUGCGUUUUUGUCUUUGACUCUGAUGGAAAGGUACUUUUCCAAGUUGGAAAGAAAAGUAUGCUCAAGUUAAUUAGCUCAGUGACUGUUGGACCUGCCGGAGAAAUUUUAGUUGCCGAUUCUAGGAUACAAGUUUUUUCAGCUAAAGGAGAUUUUUCUGAAGAAAUAAAUGCCGAAGGAAAAGGUAAAGGUAAAUACGGAGGAAUAGCCGUUGAUCAAGAUGGAAAAAUAGUGGCAUCACGUAGUGACAAAGGCCGAAGUAUAAUUCAAGUUAUGAAACUCGGAGGUGGUGCAAUCCUCACGGAAAUAGAUUCACACAGCUCAAAAUUGCGACGUCCAACAGGCAUCGCGGUCUUACCAAACAAUCAUCUAGUGGUUGUCGACUUAGGUAAUGAUUGUAUAAAAAAAUAUCGAUACUGGUAAACUUUAAAUCAAGUUUAUUUAUUUAAUUGAUUGAUUUAAUAAAAAUACCAGUUUAGUUGUAAUUUAUCGGUUGUGUAACGAGAUCGCUUAGGCUACACCGUCCCAGUCAGUGCCACUGCCGCACUGUUUUAUUUUAUACUAAUUUUAUUUAUAAUUAUAACGUUCAAAUUAAUUAUUUACUGCCUUGUCUCAGUUAUAAAGCACAAUCAAAAGCUUAAAAAAAAACUCUUACCUACUUAUUUAAAUAAUAUUAAAUGACAAUUCAUUAUUUAUCAUUUAAAUACAGAGAUUGUACAUAAUACUUAUUUCAGUAUUAAACAAAAAUAAUUAGAUUAAAUAUUCGACGUGAGGGGUAAUCUCAAAGCUAUUUAUUUUAAAUAAUAAAUCACCGCCAAUAUUUUAAAUAAACUAAUAAUAAUAAUAUUAAAAAUUGUAAAUUGUGUAUUAUAUAUAACUAGUCGUUAAUUAACAGUCAUUUUUAAAUUACGGCAGUUUACUUAAUAUUUUUUCUGUCCAUUAAAUAAUAUUUAUAUUUUUACAUUCCUCUUUCAAGUUUUAUGUGGAUAAAAAAAAAAUACAACUGUUUUAUUAACGAUUAUAUUUAUUGUAUCCCUCAACGUUAAGAAUAAAACGGGUUAAUCAAAAUUAUUUUUAAAUGACUGAUAAAUAAUUUUUGAUUGGUAUAAUUUGUUUAUUAUUUUCUUUUUUUUUUAAAUCUAGUCAUCACUCUCAUACUUAAUGGACUGUUUUACUCUACUGUAU